AUGCAAUUUGAAGCAAUCUUCCAACCAAAAACCGUCGCCGUCAUUGGCGCUUCUGACAGACCAGAAUCCGUCGGAUAUGCUGUGAUGAAGAACAUGCAAAAAGGAGGCUUCAAGGGUAAGCUCUUCCCAAUCAAUGGCCGUAAGCCAGAACUCUUUGGCAUGAAAUGCUAUGCCAAGGUUGGUGAUAUCCCCGAGAAAGUCGAUUUGGCCGUUAUUGCUAUUCCAGCCAAGUUUGUCCCAAGUGUUUGUGUUGAAUGUGGUGUUGCUGGUGUUAAAGGACUUAUCAUCAUUACUGCUGGUUUUGCUGAGGCUGGUGCUGAAGGAAUUAAGAUGUGUGGAGAGAUUGAAGCCACAUGCAAGAAGUACAACAUGAGAAUGAUUGGUCCAAAUUGCCUUGGUAUUAUUAACCCAAGAGAUGGUGUUAAUGCUUCAUUCGCUUCAGUUAUGCCAGAAGCCGGAGGAGUUGCUUUUGUUUCACAAUCUGGUGCUUUGUGCACAGCUAUUCUUGAUUGGGCUGCCAAUCAACAUGUUGGGUUCUCAUACUUUGUAUCCAUUGGAUCUUCCAUUGAUACUGAUUACGCUGAUUUGUUCGAGUUCUUCGCUAAGGAUGACAAAGUCACUUCAAUUUUGAUGUACAUUGAAUCAAUUAAGGACGCUAAGAGAUUCGUCUUGAGAGCCAGAGAAUUCGCUAAGGAUAAGCCCAUUAUCUUGUUGAAAUCAGGAAGAUCAUCUGAAGGAGCUGCUGCUGCUAUGUCACACACUGGUUCCCUUGCUGGUAAUGACGCUGUUUAUGAUGCCGUCUUUGAUAGAUGCGGCUGCAUUAGAGUCGACUCCAUUUGUGACUUGUGGGAUUGUGCUCACGUCUUGGCCACUCAAACUGUUCCACAGAACAACAGACUUUGCAUUAUUACUAAUGCUGGUGGACCCGGUGUCAUUUCUACUGAUAGAUUAGUCUCCGUUAAAGGUAAAUUGGCCAAGUUGUCUGAACAGACUAUGACUGAAUUGAACGGAUCACUCUCCCAAUUCUGGUCACAUGGAAAUCCAGUCGAUGUCCUUGGUGAUGCCACUGCUAGCACUUAUCAAAAGACUAUUGAUAUUUGCUUGAAGGAUCCACAGAUCGACGGUAUUGUCGUUGUUUUGACUCCACAAGCUAUGACUGACCCAGUCGCCGUUGCUAAGAGCGUUGUCGAACACGGCCCAUAUAGCAAACCAGUCUUGGCCUCAUGGAUGGGUCAAUCCGAAGUCGAAGCCGGUGUUAAGAUCCUUGAAGCCGGAAAGAUUCCAAACUUCGAGACUCCAGAGAGAGCUGUUACUGCUUUCGGUUACAUCAUGAGACACCCAGAGAUGGCUGCUAAGUUGAAGGAAGUACCAAACUAUGUUGACGUCAAAGUCGACUACGAAGGUGCCAAGCAGUUGAUUGAAGAGGUUGUCAAGGACGGAAGAAACACUUUCACUGAGUACGAAGGAAAACUUAUGUUCUCCAAAUACGGCAUCCCAAUUAAGGGAAUGGCUAAGGCUGCUACUGAAGCCGAAGCUGUUGCUGAAGCCGCUAAGAUGGGAUAUCCAGUCAUCAUGAAAAUCUUGUCCCCAGAUAUUAUGCACAAGACUGAUGUUGGAGGAGUUAAGAUUGGGUUGAAGACUGAAGAAGAUGUUAAGAAGGCGUUCAAUGAUAUUAUGACCUCAGUUAAGGCUAUGAAACCAGAAGCUAGAAUCCACGGUGUCCUCAUUGAGAAGAUGUGUUCAUUCAAAUAUGAGUGCAUUAUCGGAUGCAAGAAAGACCCAUUGUUCGGCCCAGUCAUCGUCUUUGGUAUGGGUGGUGUCACCGUCGAAUUGUAUAAGGACACUAACAUCGCUUUGCCACCAAUCGAUAUGAAUGCCGCUGAAAGACUUAUUGACGGUACUAAGAUCUCUAAGUUACUCCACGGGUACAGAGGAAUGCAAGGAUGUGAUGUCGAAGGACUUAAGAAACUCUUGGUCCAAUUCUCUAAGAUGAUCAUGGACUUCCCAGAAAUCUCCGAAGUCGAUAUUAACCCGCUCGCUUGCUCUUAUGAGGAAUUCUUGGUCCUCGACGCUAAGAUCGUGUUGGACAAGAACAUGAUCGGAAAAGAAGUACCAAAGUACUCUCAUUUGCUCAUCCAACCAUAA
Messenger RNA from Entamoeba invadens IP1, 2145 nucleotides. RefSeq lists its product as hypothetical. NCBI's taxonomy places the organism in Eukaryota, Evosea, Mastigamoebida, Endamoebidae. Bases 1 to 2145 code for a protein of 714 amino acids. The transcript has a single exon. The record is from RefSeq and is a predicted model, not a curated record. Gene Ontology annotation, molecular function: ATP binding; metal ion binding; acetate-CoA ligase (ADP-forming) activity.